AUGUUGAAGGCGUUGAGCGAAAUCGACAAUCGUUUGAAUGUGAUCGAUCAAGUUUCAGUACAACUAGAGCAGGAUCACAAACGGAAUCAAGAACUCCUCGAAACUAUCAUCCAACUGAAUAAAGGACAGAAUAAAAGUAACUCACCUUCUCAGUUAGAUAACUCAACGAGAAUAUUUAAAACCAGUCUGCUAAAUGCUGAGAAACCAUUAAAUGAUCAAUCAGUUCCUGAUAUGAAAAUCUAUAGUAAUGAUUGUACGAAUUUGUCAAGUGCUAGACAGCAAACAAAAUCUCUUAAAGGAAAUCAGAGAUCACGUUCAACUUCUGGACAUUAUUCAGAAGAAUGUGAGAAAGCAAGAAAAGAAAGACGUGAAGUUUCAGUCACGCGUCGUUGUAAUGAAGCCAAAAAGUUUGUGAAUGAAAUCUUGUCGGAAAGUAACCUGCCGAUACAGUCUUCACCCAGUUUGAGUAGCAGACCUACCACUGCUAGGACACCAAGUACUACAACACCAAGGGGGCGAGGUCGUGUGCGUAUUGGUGGUUCAUCUAGAGUUUCAACUUCACGUCCUACUUCAAAGAAUUGCACUGCUGCAUUUAGUCCUAAGCCACCUACUGUUGUUCGCUCUACCACAUGUGGACGGGGUGGAAUUAGAGCCAGAGGAGCCUACAAUACCCUAACAGAUAGAAGAAAUCAAACAGAUAUUUUACAGAAACCUUCCAUAAUGGGAAAACCACAAUCUAGUUCACCAGGACAUCCAACUUUUGAAGAUGAUUUACAAACAACAAUUCUAAGUGACUGGUCGCUAGAAAGUGAUGUGAAAAGGAUACUUUACGGAGAUGAAGAAAUGAGAUUUCAUAGUCCAUCGAAAGUACAAAGUAUUUGUGGAGAUUCCAACUCUUAUCAGGAGUGUCCAGUUCCGCAAAGCCCGCAUUCUGUGCCAGAAACUGAUCUUCUGACUGAAGUAGGUGGAGUGCCUAGCACAAGCUUUAUUGAUUGGGAUGAAAUCGAUGAACUCAUUGGUGCAGUAUGA
Molecule: messenger RNA, 1029 nt
Organism: Heterobilharzia americana
Lineage: Eukaryota; Metazoa; Platyhelminthes; Trematoda; Strigeidida; Schistosomatidae
Source: the annotation of a GenBank genome assembly